This is a messenger RNA of Eutrema salsugineum, 1482 nucleotides long. RefSeq lists its product as uncharacterized. Bases 1 to 1482 code for a protein of 493 amino acids. The transcript is spliced from 3 exons. Lineage: Eukaryota; Viridiplantae; Streptophyta; Magnoliopsida; Brassicales; Brassicaceae. The record is from RefSeq and is a predicted model, not a curated record.
AUGUAUAUCCUCGGCAUCCUUCACAAUGGUGAACUCGCUGGUUACUUUGGAAGUGCAAGGGAGCUGAGACAAGGAUGCUCUCUAUCUCCUUACUUAUUUGUGAUAUGCAUGAAUGUUCUCUCCAAGAAAAUAGACAAAGCUGCAUCAGAAAGGAAAAUCAGUUAUUACCCGGGAUGCAAGGAUAUGGAGCUCACACAUUUAUGUUUUGCAGAUGAUCUGCUGGUGUUUGUUAAAGGGGAUAAACAGUCCAUAGUAGGUACUUUGGAGGUGUUUAAUUCCUUUGCUACCCAAUCAGGCCUUCACAUAAGUAUUGAGAAGUCAACGGUAUAUAUGGCAGGAAUUGAGGACGAUUUGAGAGCAGAAAUCCUGAGGGAGUUUCCUUUUGAGAUAGGUAACUUGCCAGUGAGGUAUCUUGGCUUGCCUUUACUCACUCGCAAGAUGAGCAAAAUAGACUACACACCUCUGGUUGAAAAAAUCAGAUCGCAGAUACAGUCUUGGUCUGCGAAGCAUCUCUCUUUUGGGGGUCGUCUUCAGCUCCUCCGAUCAGUGGAAUUGAAUGGAAAAAAAGCAAAGGUAUCCUGGUCCAUUGUCUGUUCCCCGAAGCAAGAAGGUGGUCUGGGAAUAAAACCUCUUGAGAUGGUAAACAAGAAUGGUCGGAGGGUGUCGUUUUGGCAUGACAACUGGUCACAACUAGGCUGUUUGUUCGAUAAGCUUGGUCAGCGAGGCAUUAUUGAUCUCGGAAUUCAAGGCAAUUCCACUCUUGGGACAGUCUUGGAUAGAGAUCGACGCAGAAACCAUAGAAACCAGCUCUUGUCGCAGAUAGAGGAAGAAAUCAGAAGAGUUCGAAGGGAGAGAGUAGUAGACAUGGAUGACAUACCUCUUUGGAAAGGGAAAAGUAACACUUAUAAAACAAAGUUUAAUGCCAAAGAAACAGGGGAUCAGAUACGACAAUCAAAUUCAACCUGGGAUCCUUACCCAGGUAUUUGGUUCUCGGGAGCGACUCCCAAAUAUUCGUUUAUGGCAUGGCUUGCGGUCAAUAACAGGCUUACGACUGGAAGUCUUAUGCAAAGGUGGAAGGGGGAUAUUGAUACCAGUUGCUCAUUCUGUGAUGAAACUGUUGAAAGUAGAGAACAUCUCUUUUUUGCUUGUCCUUACACAAAAGAAAUUUGGGAAGCACUGGUGGGAAACCUCAUGGGAGCAAAUUUCACAUCGAACUGGUUGGAGUUGAUCACCUGCAUCACACAACCUCCGUAUAAUGCUGUUGUCUCCUUCAUCCUGAGGUACAUCUUUCAAGCCACGGUUCAUACCAUUUGGUGCGAAAGAAACAGACGCAGGCAUGGAGAAAACAGAACACCGAAGGAACUCAUUCUGAAGAGACUGGACAUCACAAUGAGGAACAGACUAAGCACGCUGAAAAGAAAUGGUGUAAGGCGCUUUGAAGAUGGCCUCUGCAUCUGGUUUGCUACAAGGAGGAACUCCUAA